GUUUCCAAACCUGGGGUUAAAAGCUUCUUUAAUGGCACUCUGCCUCUGAAGAACACUGCAACUCCGCUCUCUCUCCAAAGCGAGGACGAUGGGAUCCACGCAUUUGCCCAUCGUUGGGCUCAAUGCCUCCACAACGCCAUCGCUGUCCACUCUUCGCCAGAUCAAUUCAGCCGGUGCCGCAUUCCAGUCCCCCUCCCCUUCAAGGUCGUCCAAGAAGAAAAGCCGCCGUGUGAAGUCAAUAAGGGAUGAUGGCGACGGAAGCGUGUCAGACCCUGCAGGGCAUAACAAGUCUAUUCGCCAAGGUCUCGCUGGCAUCAUCGACCUCCCAAAGGAAGGCACAUCAGUUCCGGAAGUGGACAUUUCACAUGUGUCUGAAGACCACAUGGGCUCCUACCAAAUGAAUGGGAUACUGAAUGAAUCACAUAACGGGAGACACGCUUCGCUGUCUAAGGUUGUUGAAUUUUGUAUGGCAUUGGGUGGAAAGACACCAAUUCACAGUGUAUUAGUCGCCAACAAUGGAAUGGCAGCAGCUAAGUUCAUGCGGAGUGUCCGGAUAUGGGCUAAUGAUACAUUUGGGUCAGAGAAGGCGAUUCAGUUGAUAGCUAUGGCAACUCCGGAAGACAUGAGAAUAAAUGCAGAGCAUAUUAGAAUUGCUGAUCAGUUUGUUGAAGUACCUGGUGGAACAAACAAUAACAACUAUGCAAAUGUCCAACUCAUAGUGGAGAUAGCAGAGAGAACAGGUGUUUCGGCCGUUUGGCCUGGUUGGGGCCAUGCAUCUGAGAAUCCUGAACUUCCAGAUGCACUCACUGCAAAAGGAAUUGUUUUUCUCGGGCCACCAGCAUCAUCAAUGAACGCAUUAGGUGACAAGGUUGGUUCAGCUCUCAUCGCUCAAGCAGCAGGGGUUCCGACUCUUGCUUGGAGUGGAUCACAUGUGGAAAUUCCAUUAGAACUUUGCUUGGACUCGAUACCUGAGGAGAUGUAUAGGAAAGCUUGUGUUACUACCGCGGAUGAAGCAGUUGCAAGUUGUCAGAUGAUUGGUUAUCCUGCCAUGAUCAAGGCAUCCUGGGGUGGUGGUGGUAAAGGGAUUAGAAAGGUUAAUAAUGAUGAUGAGGUUAAAGCACUGUUUAAGCAAGUACAGGGUGAAGUUCCUGGCUCCCCAAUAUUUAUCAUGAGACUUGCAUCUCAGAGUCGACAUCUUGAAGUCCAGCUGCUUUGUGAUCAAUAUGGCAAUGUAGCAGCACUUCACAGUCGUGAUUGCAGUGUGCAACGACGACACCAAAAGAUAAUUGAGGAAGGACCAGUUACUGUUGCUCCCCGUGAGACAGUGAAGGAGCUAGAGCAAGCAGCAAGGAGGCUUGCUAAGGCUGUGGGAUAUGUUGGUGCUGCUACUGUUGAAUAUCUCUACAGCAUGGAGACUGGUGAAUACUAUUUUCUGGAGCUUAAUCCACGGUUGCAGGUUGAGCACCCAGUCACUGAGUGGAUAGCUGAAGUAAAUUUGCCUGCAGCUCAAGUUGCAGUUGGAAUGGGUAUACCCCUUUGGCAGGUUCCAGAGAUCAGACGUUUCUACGGAAUGGACAAUGGAGGUGGCUAUGACAUUUGGAGGAAAACAGCAGCUCUUGCUACUCCAUUCAACUUUGAUGAAGUAGAUUCUCAAUGGCCGAAGGGUCAUUGUGUUGCAGUUAGGAUAACUAGUGAGAAUCCUGAUGAUGGAUUCAAGCCUACUGGUGGAAAAGUUAAGGAGAUAAGUUUUAAAAGUAAGCCGAAUGUCUGGGGAUAUUUCUCAGUUAAGUCUGGUGGAGGCAUUCAUGAAUUUGCAGAUUCUCAGUUUGGACAUGUUUUUGCCUAUGGAGUGACUAGAUCAGCAGCAAUAACCAGCAUGUCUCUUGCAUUAAAAGAGAUUCAAAUCCGCGGAGAAAUUCAUUCAAACGUUGAUUACACGGUUGAUCUCUUGAACGCCCCAGACUUCAGAGAAAACACAAUCCAUACCGGCUGGCUGGAUACCAGAAUAGCUAUGCGUGUUCAAGCUGAGAGGCCUCCCUGGUACAUUUCAGUGGUUGGAGGAGCUCUAUAUAAAACAAUAACCACCAACGCGGAGACUGUUUCUGAAUAUGUCAGCUAUCUCAUCAAGGGUCAGAUUCCACCAAAGCAUAUAUCCCUUGUGCAUUCAACUAUUUCUUUGAAUAUAGAGGAAAUCAAAUAUACAAUUGAGAUUGUGAGGAGUGGACAGGGUAGCUACAGAUUGAGAAUGAAUGGAUCGCUUAUUGAAGCAAAUGUACAAACAUUAUGUGAUGGUGGCCUUCUAAUGCAGCUGGAUGGAAACAGCCAUGUUAUUUAUGCUGAAGAAGAAGCAGGUGGUACACGGCUUCUUAUUGAUGGAAAGACAUGCUUGUUACAGAAUGAUCAUGAUCCGUCAAGGUUAUUAGCUGAAACACCCUGCAAACUUCUUCGUUUCUUGAUUGCCGAUGGUGCUCAUGUCGAUGCUGAUGUACCAUAUGCGGAAGUUGAGGUUAUGAAGAUGUGCAUGCCCCUCUUGUCACCUGCUGCUGGUGUCAUUAAUGUUUUGUUGUCUGAGGGCCAGGCGAUGCAGGCUGGUGAUCUUAUAGCGAGACUUGAUCUCGAUGACCCUUCUGCUGUGAAGAGAGCCGAACCAUUCGAAGGAUCUUUUCCAGAAAUUAGCCUUCCUAUUGCUGCUUCUGGCCAAGUUCACAAAAAAUGUGCUGCAAGUUUGAAUGCUGCUCGAAUGGUCCUUGCAGGAUAUGAGCAUGCGAUCAACAAAGUUGUACAAGAUUUGCUAUGGUGCCUAGAUACAACUGAGCUUCCUUUCCUACAAUGGGAAGAGCUUAUGUCUGUUUUGGCAACUAGACUUCCAAGACGUCUUAAGAGUGAGUUGGAGCGUAAAUACGAUGAAUUUAAGUUGAAUAUUGACCAUAUGAAGAUCAAGGAUUUCCCCACCGAGAUGCUUAGAGAGACAAUCAAGGAAAAUCUUGCAUAUGUUUCUGAGAAUGAAAUGGCGACAAUUGAAAGGCUUGUUGAGCCUCUGAUGAGCCUACUGAAGUCAUAUGAGGGUGGGAAAGAAAGCCAUGCCCACUUUAUUGUCAAGUCCCUUUUCGAGGAGUAUCUCUUGGUUGAGGAACUAUUCAGUGAUGGCAUUCAGUCUGACGUGAUUGAACGACUACGCCUACAAUAUAGUAAAGACCUUCAGAAGGUUGUAGACAUUGUUUUGUCUCACCAGGGUGUGAGAAACAAAACUAAGCUGGUACUCACGCUCAUGGAGAAACUGGUUUAUCCAAAUCCUGCUGCCUACAGGGAUCAGUUGAUUCGCUUUGCUUCCCUCAACCAUAAAAGAUAUUAUAAGUUGGCCCUUAAAGCUAGUGAACUUCUUGAACAAACCAAGCUCAGUGAACUCCGCACAAGCAUUGCAAGGAACCUUUCAGCUCUGGAGAUGUUUACUGAGGAAAGGGCAGGUUUCUCCUUGCAAGCCAGAAAAUUGGCCAUUGAUGAGAGCAUGGUAGAUUUAGUCACUGCCCCACUGCCAGUUGAAGAUGCACUUAUUUCCUUGUUUGAUUGUAGUGAUCAAACUCUCCAGCAGAGAGUGAUUGAGACAUACAUAUCUCGAUUAUACCAGCCUCAACUUGUGAAGGAUAGUAUCCAGCUGAAAUAUCAGGAUUCUGGUGUUACUGCUUUAUGGGAAUUCACCCAAGGGCAUCCUGAGAAGAGAUUGGGUGCUAUGGUUAUCCUGAAGUCGCUUGAAUCUGUGUCAACAGCCAUUGGAGCUGCUCUAAAGGAUACAUCGCAUUAUGCAAGCUCAGCGGGUAACACGAUGCACAUUGCUUUGUUGGGUGAUACUCAAAUGAAUACAACUGAAGAUAGUGGUGAUAAUGACCGAGCUCAAGACAGGAUAGACCAACUUUCUUUGAUACUGAAACAAGAUAUCGUCACGGCUGAUCUAUGUGCUGCUGGUGUCAAGGUUAUUAGUUGCAUCGUCCAAAGAGAUGGAGCACUCAUGCCCAUGCGCCGUACCUUCCUCCUGUCAGAUGAAAAGCUUGGUUAUGAGGAAGAGCCAAUUCUCCGGCAUGUGGAGCCUCCACUUUCUUCACUUCUUGAGUUGGAUAAACUGAAAGUGAAAGGAUACAAUGAGAUGAAGUAUACACCGUCACGUGAUCGGCAGUGGCAUAUAUACACACUUAGAAAUACUGAAAACCCCAAAAUGUUGCACAGAGUAUUUUUCCGUACUCUUGUCAGACAACCCAGUGCUGGCAACAGGUUUACAUCAGGCCAUAUCAGUGAUGUUGAAGGGGGAUGUGCUGAGGAAUCUCUUUCAUUUACGUCUAGCAGCAUAAUGAAAUCGCUGAUGACUGCUAUAGAAGAACUGGAGCUUCACGCGAUCAGGACUGGCCAUUCUCAUAUGUACUUGUGCAUAUUGAAGGAGCAAAAGCUUCUUGACCUUAUUCCCGUUUCAGGGAGCACUGUUGUGGAUGUUGGUCAGGAUGAAGCUACUGCAUGCUCUCUUUUGAAAGAAAUGGCUCUAAAGAUACAUGAACUUGUUGGUGCAAGAAUGCAUCAUCUUUCUGUAUGUCAGUGGGAAGUGAAACUUAAGUUGGAUAGCGAUGGACCUGCCAGUGGUAGCUGGAGAGUUGUAACAACCAAUGUCACUCCUCACACCUGCACUGUGGAUAUCUACCGGGAGGUUGAAGAUACAGAAUCACAGAAACUAGUAUACCACUCUGCCUCAUCGUCAUCUGGUCCUUUGCAUGGUGUCGCACUGAGUAAUUCGUAUCAGCCUUUGAGCAUUAUUGAUCUAAAACGAUGCUCUGCCAGGGCCAACAGAACUACAUACUGCUACGAUUUUCCAUUGGCAUUUGAAACUGCAGUGAGGAAGUCAUGGUCUAACAUUCCUAGAAACAACCAAUGUUAUGUUAAAGCGACAGAGCUGGUGUUUGCUGAGAAGAAUGGGUCGUGGGGCACUCCUAUAAUUCCUAUGCAGCGUGCUGCUGGGCUCAAUGACAUCGGUAUGGUAGCCUGGAUCUUGGACAUGUCCACUCCCGAAUUUCCCAGUGGCAGACAGAUUAUUGUUGUCGCAAAUGAUAUUACUUUUAGAGCUGGAUCAUUUGGCCCAAGGGAAGAUGCAUUUUUUGAAGCUGUUACCAACCUGGCUUGUGAGAGAAAGCUUCCUCUUAUCUAUUUGGCUGCAAACUCUGGUGCUCGGAUUGGCAUUGCCGAUGAAGUUAAAUCUAUCUUCCGUGUUAAAUGGAUUGAUGAUAGCAACCCUGAACGUGGAUUUGAUUACGUUUAUCUGUCUGAAGAAGACUAUGGCCGUAUUAGCUCUUCUGUUAUAGCGCACAAGACACAGCUAGAUAGUGGCGAAAUAAGGUGGGUUAUCGAUUCUGUUGUGGGCAAGGAGGAUGGACUAGGUGUGGAGAACAUACAUGGAAGUGCUGCUAUUGCCAGUGCGUAUUCUAGGGCAUAUGAGGAGACAUUUACACUUACAUUUGUGACUGGACGAACUGUUGGAAUAGGAGCAUAUCUUGCUCGACUUGGCAUACGGUGCAUACAGCGUGAAGAUCAGCCCAUUAUCUUAACUGGGUAUUCUGCCCUGAACAAGCUUCUUGGGCGGGAAGUGUACAGCUCUCACAUGCAGUUGGGUGGUCCCAAAAUCAUGGCGACUAAUGGUAUUGACCAUCUGACUGUUCGAGAUGACCUUGAAGGUGUUUCUAAUAUAUUGAGGUGGCUCAGCUAUGUUCCUGCUAACAUUGGUGGACCUCUUCCUAUUACAAAACCUUUGGAUCCAAUAGACAGACCUGUUGCAUACAUUCCUGAGAAUACAUGUGAUCCUCGUGCAGCCAUAAGUGGCAUUGAUGACAGCCAAGGGAAAUGGCUGGGUGGUAUGUUUGACAAAGACAGUUUUGUGGAGACAUUUGGAGGAUGGGCGAAGACAGUAGUUACUGGCAGAGCAAAACUUGGAGGGAUUCCUGUGGGUGUUAUAGCUGUGGAGACACAGACCAUGAUGCAGCUCGUCCCAGCUGAUCCAGGACAGCCUGAUUCCCAUGAGCGGUCUGUUCCUCGUGCUGGGCAAGUCUGGUUUCCAGAUUCUGCUACCAAGACAGCGCAGGCAAUGUUGGACUUCAACCGUGAAGGGUUACCUCUGUUCAUCCUUGCUAACUGGAGAGGCUUCUCUGGUGGGCAAAGAGACCUUUUUGAAGGAAUUCUGCAGGCUGGAUCAACAAUUGUUGAGAACCUUAGGACAUAUAAUCAGCCUGCCUUCGUAUAUAUCCCCAAGGCUGCAGAGCUACGUGGAGGUGCUUGGGUCGUGAUUGGUAGCAAGAUAAAUCCAGAUCGCAUUGAGUGCUAUGCUGAGACAACUGCAAAAGGGAAUGUUCUCGAGCCUCAAGGGUUGAUUGAGAUCAAGUUCAGGUCAGAGGAACUCCAAGAAUGCAUGGGUAGGCUUGAUCCAGAAUUGAUAAAUCUGAAAGCACAACUCCAGGGAGCAAAGCAUGAAAAUGGAAGUCUAUCUGAUGGAGAAUCCAUUCAGAAGAGCAUAGAAGCUCGAAAGAAACAGUUGCUGCCUUUGUACACUCAAAUCGCGAUACGGUUUGCUGAAUUGCAUGAUACUUCCCUCAGAAUGCUUGCUAAAGGUGUGAUUAGGAAAAUUGUAGAUUGGGAAGAAUCUCGGUCUUUCUUCUACAAGAGAUUACGGCGGAGGAUAUCUGAGGACGUUCUUGCAAAAGAAAUAAGAAGUGUAAUUGGUGUCGAGUCUUCUCACAAAUCAGCAAUGGAGUUGAUCAAGAAGUGGUACAUGGCUUCUGAGACAGCUGGAGGAAGCACUGAAUGGGAUGAUGACGAUGCUUUUGUUGCCUGGAGGGAGAACCCUGAAAACUACAAGGAGCAUAUCAAAGAGCUUAGGGCUCAAAGGGUAUCUCAGGUGCUCUCAGAUGUUGCAGACUCCAGUUCGGAUUUACAAGCCUUGCCACAGGGUCUUUCCAUGCUACUAGAAAAGAUGGAUCCCUCUAGGAGAGCAGAGUUUAUUGAGGAGGUCAAGAAGGUCCUCAAAUGAUCAAAUGAUACCAACACAUCCAACACAGAAUGUGCAUGAUAUCUGUUUCUCUUGAAGUACAUAUAUAGAAGGAUACAAGGCGGCUGUAACCGAUCGUAGCCAAUCUGGGCCAACCAUUAUUUUUGUGAACUUGUUGGUGGUCUUGCUUUCGCGACCCCCUCCAGCUGGUUGAGGAGUGUAAGUGGAUGUGUUAGUUCUGCUGCCACAUGAUUUGAGAAGAAUAGGGGCAGCGGGUUACCUGCCAUUGGCAAGAACACUGGUGAUCUUUCUUGGGUGCUUUAGUUCUGUGAUGUACUAUGGCCUGUUCGAUGCUGUAACUCUAGUCUUGAAGUGUUAUUCAGAUGUCCAUUCAAUUUUGAACUUGAAUAAUGUGUUUUGUAGGCUUAUGUGUACCUGUACGUGGAAUAAAUGUCCGUUGAGCUAGCAUUCAACAUGGACAUCUGCUCGGAUUGUAAUCUAUGUUAGAAUUCUGAUCUUUUAUGUCUU
This is a messenger RNA of Lolium rigidum, 7537 nucleotides long. Its product is annotated as acetyl-CoA carboxylase 2-like. The coding region runs from base 89 to 7051 and encodes 2320 amino acids. Gene Ontology annotation, biological process: fatty acid biosynthetic process. The record is from RefSeq and is a predicted model, not a curated record. Lineage: Eukaryota; Viridiplantae; Streptophyta; Magnoliopsida; Poales; Poaceae. Gene Ontology annotation, molecular function: metal ion binding; acetyl-CoA carboxylase activity; ATP binding. The transcript is spliced from 33 exons.